Messenger RNA from Ipomoea nil (Japanese morning glory), 1024 nucleotides. RefSeq names its product RNA-binding protein MEX3B-like. Bases 324 to 839 code for a protein of 171 amino acids. The record is from RefSeq and is a predicted model, not a curated record. The transcript is spliced from 5 exons. NCBI's taxonomy places the organism in Eukaryota, Viridiplantae, Streptophyta, Magnoliopsida, Solanales, Convolvulaceae.
CGACUACGACGUUACACUCUGCUCAAUCUAUCACUCCCAGGCCACUCUCAAAUCUCAAAGGUUGUUUUUGCAGAUGGAGAGACAGUUGCAGAGUUCAAUGUUUUAACGCCAACACAGAUCUUCACCUGCGAGCUGAGGAAGGAAGCCAACGGUUUUCUUAACUUAUCCGAACCAACGCAGUGUGGAUUCCAGCUGGAUUCCGGAUAUUCUUCGAAUCUCCGAUCACUUCUCCGUUCUAGGCCAGAGAACCGACGACUCUGCAAAAUUUUCGGCAGCUCUGUUUAGACAUCCUCGUUUUCCCCAUUUUCUUAUCCAGUCCGAAAAUGGCGUUCACACUUGGGGUUCCUGCUUCUCCUCAGAUCAACUUCGACGACUACGAGGAUGACCGGAUGGCUGGAUUUGAAUUUGUGGUUCGCCUGUUCGUUUACAUCUCUGUUCUUGUGAUAUUCGUGAUGGUGGUAGCGCUUAUAGUCAAACUAAUUGGCUGCUUCGAGGAUGACGACGCGGCGGUGCCGGCCGGAGACGGGGAGAUUAAUUCGACGGAGACUAGCCUGCUGCUGCCGAAGGAGGCGGCUCCGGCGGUCAUUUACGGAGCGUGUGAGGAGGAGGACGACGACGUGGAGUCCGGGAAUUGCAGCCGGAGCAGUUCGUCGGAGGACUUCUACGACGGAAAGAUCUGCGUCAUUUGCUACGACCGUAAACGGUGCUGUUUCUUUAUUCCUUGCGGUCACUGCGCCACUUGUUACCAAUGCGCUAAGAGGAUUAGUGAAGGGGAAGGGAAGAUUUGUCCGUUUUGCCGAACGAGUAUUCAGAGGAUAAGAAGAUUGUUUACUCCAUGAAACCAUCAAUGUGGCAGCUAGCUAGCUAGCUGCAAUUGUAAUAUAGUAUGGGCAUUUUGUUUGUAUAUUUUACUUAAAGAGAAAUAUGGCAUGUAGGCAAGCAGUGUAUGCUCCAUUCUGGGAAUUUUGUUCUUUAGACAAAUCGAGCCCGUGACCUUAAACUUAAAAGUACAAAUUCACAUUUA